AUGCCUGUGGCUUCCCGUCCGAUAGAAAGAAUAGCCAUGGACAUUGUUGGUCCCUUACCCAUUACUUUACAGGGAAAUAAAUACAUCUUAGUUAUCACUGAUUAUUUUACGAGGUGGCCCGAGGCUUAUCCUUUGAAAGACUUUACUUCUGAAUCUAUCAUAGAAAAACUGGAACAUUUUAUUUCGGCUCACGGUGUGCCUUUACAUGUAGUUACUGACAGGGGAUCGAAUUUUAUUUCACAUGCAAUAAAAGAAGUAUAUCAGAAAUUAGGCAUCACUAAGCACACCACCACCAGUUACCACCCGCAGUUUGACGGAGUCGUUGAACGCUUAAAUGCUACUCUAAUAAAUUCUCUCAGCCACCUUAAAGAGAUACAGAGGACACCAGAGAGAGAGACAGAGAGACAGGGAGAAAACAGAGCAGACAGAGAAAGAGAGAGAGAACAGAGUAGACAGAGACAGAGAGAGAGAAAUGAGAGGACACAGACAGAGAGAGAAGGAGAGAAGAGACAGAGAGAACAGAGGGGAAAAGAGGACAGAGAGAGACAGAGAGACAGAGCAGAGAGAGAGACGAGAACAGAGACAGAGAGAGAGAAGGAAAGAGAGAGAACAGGAGACAGAGAGAGAGACAGAGACAGAGGGAGAGAGAAAAUAGAGAAAGAAAUAGAGAGAUCCGAUAAAGAUGAGAAAGAAAGAGAGAGAGAGGAUAAGAGAGAAAGAACGGAGAGAGAGAGACCCUUCUUAAGACCGAGAAAGAAAGAGAGAGAGAAAGAGAGAAAGAAAGAGAGCGAGAGAAAGAGAGCCCAAGAAAGAGAGAAAGAAGAGAGA
Molecule: messenger RNA, 828 nt
Organism: Stegodyphus dumicola
Lineage: Eukaryota; Metazoa; Arthropoda; Arachnida; Araneae; Eresidae
Product: RNA-binding protein 25-like
Source: RefSeq, a predicted model, not a curated record